AUGUUUGACAAUGUCUCUAUCUCUGUCCUUCUGGAUAACUUUUCUUCACACUCGUUCUCACCUGCCACUGGGGUUCUCCAAUGUUCUGUCCUCAGUCCACAUCUGUAUUCAAUAUAUAUCAACUCCCUGCCCCCAUUGCUCCGCACAGUUGCUCACUCACAAACUACAACCCAUGUUCCAUCACCCUCUCCUACCUCAUUGGAUGCGUAUAAUGCUCUUCUUGCUCCUUCAGGUGUGGAUGGCUUUGGACAUAUUCAUUUCUCAACACCUAUCAAUUCUCUGCUCUUUGCCGACAAUGUAGCUAUUUUUUGUUCUCUUUCAGACGUUCAGACCAUGCUAGAUCUUGCUGCAGACCACUCUCUUACUCUUGGAUAUCGAUGGAGCCCAACCAAAUGUGAAGUUAUAUAUCUCAAAACACGUGCAAGCUCGCCAGUUUCUCUUCUUCUAUAUGGUCAAGUUCUCCCUGCCACUGACCAGUUCAUUUAUCUGGGUGUUCCUUUUGCUAAUAAGGGUAUUUCUUCCAAGUCCAUUGCCACUCAUAGACGUUCUGAUACACUUGCUACAAUGGCAACACUAAACUCUGUUGGAGCUUGUCGUUCUGGUUUUUCUCUGCUGCUCAGCUCACGAUUGUAUAAGACCUUUGUCCGCCCAAAGUUUGAAUAUGAUUUGGCAAUCUCCACUCUUCUGAAACAAGAUAUCAAAGUGCUGGAGUCCAUUCAAGAUAAGUGUCUUCACAUAAUUGUUGGAGGCAUGCCACGUCCUCCACAACUGUGUUAA
Phycomyces blakesleeanus NRRL 1555(-) is the source of this 777-nucleotide messenger RNA. RefSeq lists its product as hypothetical. The transcript has a single exon. The record is from RefSeq and is a predicted model, not a curated record. NCBI's taxonomy places the organism in Eukaryota, Fungi, Mucoromycota, Mucoromycetes, Mucorales, Phycomycetaceae. Bases 1 to 777 code for a protein of 258 amino acids.